Molecule: messenger RNA, 1020 nt
Organism: Knipowitschia caucasica
Lineage: Eukaryota; Metazoa; Chordata; Actinopteri; Gobiiformes; Gobiidae
Source: the annotation of a GenBank genome assembly
AUGAUUGUGGUUUUGGGCGUCUGCCAGGAGAAAAGCUGGAGCGGCUCUCUCUCAGAACACCAGUUUGAGACCUUACGGGACAUGAAAGCCAACAGCUGUCUCCUAAGCUGCCCCCCUCCUCCCUCUCCUCCCUCCUCCCUCUCCUUGGACCCCUUUUCCCCUGCCCCCUCUCCCCUCCCCUUCCCCUCCUCCUCCUGCCUCUCUGCCCCCCUCUUCCCUCCUUCUGUUCUCUCUCUCUUCUUCCUCCUCUCCCCUCCCUCUGCUCUGCCCUCCCUCCUCCCGACCUCCUCUGCCCCUUGCCUUGCUCUUCCUGCCCCCCCCAUGCUUUCCCUCCCUCCCGAAUCCCUUCUCCCUGCCCUUCCUCUUCCUUCUCCUCUCUCCCUCCCCCCUCCCUUGCUGUCUCCCCUGCUCCCCCUGCCUCCCCCUCUUUCCCCCCCCCCUGACUCUCCUUGCUCUACCCUCCUUGCUCUCCCUCCCUCUCUGCUUCCUUACUCUUCCUCAUUCCCUCCCCCCUGCACCCCUCCCCUCUUCUUGUGUCUUGUCCCCCUCCUCCUGCUCCUCUCUCUCUCUGGACCCUUGCCUCCUCCCCCUCUCCCUCUCCCUCCUCCCUGCCCCUCCUACGUCUCUGCUUCCCCUCCCUUGCCCUCUGUCAUCCUGCCUGCUCCCCCCCCCCCUGGCCCCCCUCUGCUCCCCCCCCUCUUCCUGCCUGCCCCUGCUCUCCUGCCCUCUGCUUCCCCCCCCCCUUCUCCCCCCCUUCUCCCUUCCUCCCCUGACCCUCUUCCCCCCCUCCCCAUGCCUCCCUCCCUCCUCCCUCCUACCCUCCCCCCCCUGACCUCUCUCUCCCCAUGCCCCUCCCUCCUUCCCCUCUCCUGCCCCCCUUGCCCUCCUCCCUCCCUCACUCCCUGCCCCCGCCCUUUCCCUCCUCUCCCCCUGUGCUUCCCCCUGCUCUCCUCUUGCCCCCCCCCUCUCUCCCCUCCCCCUCCCCCUGCUCUUUUUAGUAAACUUUUAACAACUUUUUAG